AUGGCUGAUGAUACCGCCACAGCGGAGGAUUCUCCGAUCACCUUCAGUAUCAAGGCAUCUAAUGAUGCUAAGUUCACACUCACAUUACCUCUCUCGACGUCAGUGUCAGAGUUGAAGGAGAAGCUCUCAUCAUCCGAAUAUGCCGAUACCCCAGCGGAGCGCCAGCGCCUGAUCUAUUCAGGGAGGGUGCUGAAAGACAGUGACACCUUGGCGACCUACAAGAUAAAAGAUGGGCACACUAUUCACCUCGUAAAAAGUGCUGCCAGCAAUCAACGCCAGGCUGCCGCCCCUGCGCAGAGUGCUUCCACAUCCACGCCAACGAGCGCUGCCGCGAAUCCAGCAGCCACCGGAGUCCCGACGAACCUCGCCGCUGGCACAGGCAACAACCCUCUUGCUGGCUUAACUGGCGCGCGGUAUGCUGGGUUCGCCCAGCUUCCAGGUGCUGGCAUGUUCGGCCCAGAUGGCGGGAUGGGCCCUCCACCCGACGCAGAUUCGAUGCUUCAGAUGCUUGAGAAUCCACAAUUCCAGUCCACCAUCAACGAAGCUCUACAGAAUCCUGCCAUGAUCGAUAUGAUGAUGCAACAAAACCCCAUGCUGCGUGAUAUGCCCGGCGCCCGUCAAAUGAUGCAAAGUCCAGAAUUCCGUCGUAUGUUAACCGACCCUGAGUCGCUUCGUCACAUGAUGCAAUUUCAACGAGCAAUGGGAGGUCUUGGUGGCGGCGGCGCUGGUGGUGGCGCUGGUGGUGCUUUCCCUGCCCCAGGCGUUACAAACACGACACCUGAGGAGAAUAGAGACGCGCAAAACGACAAUAGCGGCGCCAACACUACGGCCGGUGCACCACCUUUCAACCCUUUCAUGCCUCAGGGUCUAGGCGCAGGCAAUCCGUUUGCUGCUCUUUUCGGAGGUAAUCAAGGUAUGGGCUUCAACCCAACGGGCGCUGGCCAGACUGGGGCAGGGCAGACAGAAUCAGGUGAGACACCUGGUGCCGGUGCCGAUGCUGCUGCCGAAGGUCAAGCUGCGCAAAAUGCACAGAAUCCCUUCCGCGGUUUGAAUCCUUCUCUGUUUGGUGGUCAAGGGGGCAUGAACCCGUUCAGCCCCGAACAAAAUCCCCUGCUCCGCAACCCUGCGUUGCUGGAACAGUUGAUGCAAUCAAUGGGAGGACAAGGAGGGGAGGGUGGUGCUGCUGCUAACCCUUUCGCUUCAUUGUUUGGGGGUGGAGGUCCCGGCUUCGGUAGCCCAGCUCCCACAGACAACAGGCCACCGGAAGAACGAUAUGCGGACCAGCUGCGCCAGCUCAAUGAUAUGGGGUUCUUCGAAUUUGAACGGAACAUUGAAGCUCUUCGUCGAGCAGGAGGCAGUGUACAAGGCGCAGUGGAGUAUUUGCUGAGCCAUCCCUCCUAA
This is a messenger RNA of Aspergillus puulaauensis, 1401 nucleotides long. Its product is annotated as ubiquitin domain-containing protein DSK2. The record is from RefSeq and is a predicted model, not a curated record. The coding region runs from base 1 to 1401 and encodes 466 amino acids. Gene Ontology annotation, molecular function: polyubiquitin modification-dependent protein binding. NCBI's taxonomy places the organism in Eukaryota, Fungi, Ascomycota, Eurotiomycetes, Eurotiales, Aspergillaceae. Gene Ontology annotation, biological process: ubiquitin-dependent protein catabolic process. The transcript has 2 exons. Gene Ontology annotation, cellular component: cytosol.